AUGAUUUGGGAAGUAGGUGAAGGCGAAUACGUCUACAGUCUUGUUUAUGAGGAGUGGACAUCAUCUAUUGGCCAAGUUUUUGCUGAGGUUUCGAGUCAUGACAGUGAAGGUGAAUCCGAAGGCAUCAUCCCACGUGCUGUGAAAUUCCUCUUCCAGUCAAGAGAUAAGCUGGCGGAUUUAGACUGGCAGUUUGAGUUCAAGGCAUCUUUCAUUGAAGUAUACAACGAAGAAAUUUAUGACUUGCUUGGUGAGCGGAAAAAACUGGAUGUUAAGAUUGGAUCAGGCAACACCUCCAUCAACGGAAUGAAAUAUAAUGAAAUUAACGCUGUAGAUGAUUUGCGAGAAAACGCCAAUUUUUCCCAGAUUGAGAAUAUUCUUGCGGUAACAGAUUUGACAAGAUCAACUGCGGCGACGAAAUGUAAUGAGCAGUCAAGCAGAAGUCACGCAGUAUUUGAACUCGCAAUACAAGGGCAUAAUACAACCUCAGGAUCGUCUCGUCAUGCAUGCUUACACUUGGUGGAUCUUGCUGGAUCUGAACGAGUCAAAGAGUCUGGCUCUGAAGGUGAUCGCUUCAAGGAAAUGACAUACAUCAACUCGGCUUUAUCAAAUCUCCAGAACUGCAUUCGAUGCCAGCUAAAUAAGAACCAGCACAUACCCUACCGUAACUCGAAAUUGACCAUGAUUCUACGCGACAGCCUCGGAGCUGGCAAUUCGAAGACGAUGGUCAUUGUAACACUGAACCCAGCUGUGACCCAAAUUCCUGAAACUAAACGCAGCCUUGAAUUUGCGCAACAGAUGAGCAUGACUAAGAUCGGCUAUGCCAAAAAGCAGGAGCAAUGA
Molecule: messenger RNA, 840 nt
Organism: Ostertagia ostertagi
Lineage: Eukaryota; Metazoa; Nematoda; Chromadorea; Rhabditida; Trichostrongylidae
Source: the annotation of a GenBank genome assembly